UUUCAUUCCAGUAAACCUUCCAUCUCCAUUGGAUUUACAAUGUUAUUCUGACUUAUUUUUAACCAUCUCUAUUGAUUCUAAAUAUAUGUGUGAUUUCAAAAUUUGUCUAGUGUGACCGAAGACUUAACGAACCACUGAAAGAAACUAAAGUACAACUCCCUAGGAUCGAUAUUUCGGUAUCGGAUUGGUCCGGCCUAACUAAAUAAAAGGAAAAAAAAAUACAACGUUAUAACCGUUCGGAAUCGAUUCAAAAAUUCUUUGACGUCAGAGGGCGCUACAGUUGUGUAAGGACAAACGCACGUGCUGUAUUUUGCUCACCUUUCAGUGAAUACCUUGUUUCUUCUGGCUACGUGUAUCGCUGCAGACAUUCUCAAAGGUCAACUGUUCUCUGCCCCCGUGUGAGUACACAUUCGCUCACCCUCCGUUGAUAGUUUGGUCUACAACAAGGUACUCACCAUGCACGUGGAGAUUUCGGUAGCGCUCAACUUCGUCAUCUCCUACCUGUACAACAAGCUGCCCCGGCGGCGGGUCGACCUGUUCGGGGAGGAGCUGGAGAUUGGCCUGAAGGAGAAGUUCCAGGGCCACUGGUACCCGGACCGGCCGUCCAAGGGCUCCGGGUACCGCUGUGUCAAGGGCAACGGGGACGAGGUGGACCCCGUCCUGGUGGCCGCCGCCCUCAAGGCCGGCCUUGACAUUGUCGAGGUCAAGAGCUACCUGCCAGAGGAUCUCACUCUGUGGAUUGACCCCUCAGAGGUCAGCUACAAGAUCGGCGAGAAGGGCAUGGUCAAGGUUUUGUACUCGGAUAAAAAAGACGAUGACGGAAACGACAAUGUGGACAAAGAGGUCCAGGCCGCUAGCCGGACCUUCAACCCAGAGGCUCAAACCUUCAACCCUGAGGCUCAAACCUUCACCCCAGAGUCCCAGGUCUUCACCCCUGACGUGCUGGCCUUCACGCCUGACGUCACAGCGUUCUGCUCCGACUCGACCCAGUCGUUCCAGCCCAUUGACUCCCUCUCAUCCUCGCUGUCCAACCUCAGCCUCUCCCCCUCCUCCCCGGUACCCCCGGGCUCCUGGAGCACCGCCACCUCACCAUCAUCCAACCUCUUCAACUCGGCGCUCAACACCGCGAUGGUCCCCCCGGGGCUGCUCGGGCCCCGCCCCAACAGCUCCCACCGUCAGCAGUUCACGGCCGCCAUGUUCGCCCAAACCAAGUUCGGCUCCACCAAGCUGAAGACCCAGGUCAAGCGACCCAACCGACUUUCGCCAACCGAGUUCGGCAACUACUUUCGACAACAGCAGAGGAGCUACGCCGGUCCCCAGCGCCCGAGGUCACUGUCCCCACGUGACCCGCGGGUCGAGUUCCUAAUGGACCAGCAGCAGCGCAUGAUGAUGCAGCAGCAGCAGAUGUCGCCGUCGCAUCCCUUCGGUCCUCAGUUCCAGCACCAGCUGUCUCCCACGGGGGUCUACCCGGAGUUUCUUCGUCAGCAUUCGUCAGGUAUUUCCUCGCCACACUCUUCCCCACACCUCUCCCCCCACAUGUCCCCACACAUGUCCCCACAAGGCAACGGUCCAGCUUUCCAAGACCUCAUCCAGUCCAGCCCCAGUAUCGCCAGCCACCCCUCCCCUCCCGUCAACCCCAUCUCCCGCCCCAACACUCUCUCCCACACUGGACGUCUGUCUGGCUUCCCCAGCCUCAACAACUCAAUGGCCAGCUCAGCGUCGCAUCAAGGCUCACAGAUGGCCAUGUUCUCGCCUGAUGGCCACAAAUCUUUCGUCGAUGGCCUCAACGUGGCCCCUGUCAACUACCCCAACAGCCUGCAACAUCUCCUGAUGGCCAACUAAAACCCCAACCCAAACUGCUUCUCUCUGAUGGCCAACUAAAACCCCAACCCAAACUGCUUGUCUCUGACUGCGUUAGAAUUAACAAUUGCUUCAGUAUAAGGACUUCGGAGACCAAACCACCAAAACAAACGUCAUACCGAGGUGCUCAGAUCUCCUGCCGUGACGUCAUGCUCAAGUCUCGUGCAAGUCGUAACCAAAAUAUUACGUCACCCCAUUAACCCUCCCAAGCCCAAUUAUUAUUUCAUUUAUUUUUUUAUUGUUAACCUGUAAGUACUUUUAUAUAAAUGAUAUUUCCAUAUAUACAUAUAUUUAUUUAUUUUGGAUUCAAUUCCUUUUUUCCAUCAAGAUUCGCGAAACUUUCGUACCUACAUCAUCAUGUAUUCCUUAGAACUACGUCAUCAUGUUUUCCUUAGAACUACGUCAUCAUGUAUUCCUUAGAACUACGUCAUCAAACCGCUUGGUAUUGGAAGCUCACUGGCUCUUCGUUUAUCCUUUCUUUAGACCUAAGUCUGUAACCUUGACCUUUUCAGUUGUUUUCUUGUCAGCGCUGGUUGCGAGUCCAAUUCUGGCGGAUGUACGAGAGACGUGCCCAGCAACUCAACUCCCGGACCUUUUGUUGUGUCCGGCUUGCAAUGGUUUCUGUGCCAUUCAUCUUAGGAACUGUUUCUCUGCCUUUGUUAGUAGGUGGCGUCUGUGUUGUAGUGUGUGACGUCAGUGUUGUGAUGGGUGACGUCAGUGUUGUAGUGUGUGACGUCAGUGUUGUGCUGGGUGACGUCAGUGUUGUGAUAGGUGACGUCAGUGUUGUGCUGUGUGACGUCAAUAUUGUGAUUGAUGACGUCAGUGUUGUGUUAGGCCUAUAGUGACGUCUCUGUUGUGAUGGUCUUAUGGACAGCUGUCGACUGAAGCUGUUUAGUUGUUUGAAAACUUUUUCUUUAUUUUUUAAUUGCCCUUGUUGGCUACUGUCUCGCAUCAACCUUCUCCCGUGUGUGGGUGAGAGUUAUCCGCCCCUGACUGACUUUUCUCUUGUAGGUUCAUUCCCUAGUCUAGCUAUGUAACAAAUGCCGCGCUAAAUUGUCGACAUCAAUUUUAGAGUUUUGAUAUGACUUAAACAUGUUAAAUGCUAGCCAAAAAAAAAAGGUAUUGGCUUCUAUUUUGACAUCUAUAUUGUUUGUAUAUCAAGCCACCUCAUCUGGCAUCAACCUGUAGAAUAUCCUGGCAUAUGAGAAAAUGGUUGCAGAAGUCAAAUUCUCAGUACCAGCGGGCAUGUACAUUUAACUGCUAAUUUAUGAAAUACCAAAUGUGUCAUUUAUUUAUAUUUCGCAAAUCCUGUUCAAUUUUUUAAUACAACCAUUUUUUAUACAGCCCACAUCUGCUAGAUCUACCGAGCUCAGCAUUGUGGUGUCACUGUCAUACACCAACUGUUGGUGUCACUGUCAUACACCAACUGUUGACGGUGUCUACUUUGUCAUUCUACAACCAUCAAUGUUUAUAAGCUGAUGUUCAUAUUCCUUUUUAAAUGGCGGUAACACAUUAUGUACUGAGAAUAUAUAUAUAUAUAUAUAUAUAUAUAUAUAUAUAUAUAUAUAUAUAUAUAUAUAUAUAUAUAUAUAUAUAUAUCAGAGAAUGACUUUAUUCAAUAGGAUGUGUACGCAAUGUGUAUGGUUACUGAGUUCUAUUUUGAUUAUAAAUAUUUAUUCCUUUAUGUUGAAGUCCAAGUGUAUUUUAAAUCCUAAUGUCUUUCUAUUUCAUUCAAUUCAAUAACAUUAAGCAUUUUUUGUGAUCGAUCAUAUGUGAUAUCGAUACCCGGAGGUAUCGAUACAUAUUUUUAACAAAAUUUCCAUAUGUUUUGAUAGGGUAUCGAUACCAUUUUUUUCACAUACCCUGUAUUUUUUAGCUACCCCAGGUCCGAAACAGCUCAAGGGUAAAAGGUACGAAACUUGUCGGUUUUUCCUUGAACGUUGUCCGCUGCAAUAGACGCGUAUUUUGUUACACGUUUUUCAAUCAUAUCUUCGUAGUGGUGUUUUAGCUUUGCCAGUGAAAGAUGCCUUGUACGGUCUUAAUUUUUUUUAGUUGUAUUUGGAUCUGGGGACCUCAUCUGUUUCAUGUAUUAUUAUAAUUACUACAAUUAUCAUUAUUAUACUUAUUAUAAUUUAAUCGUCUGAUUGAAAUUUCACCAUAUUUUCUUAUUUUCUUACACUUUUUUAUAUUAUAGAAAAUGCUAAUUCUGUGUUGUGGUUUAUAUAAAUAUAUAAAUAUUAUAUUCUAUAUUUUUUAACAAGUCUUGGCUAUGGUCUAAAAGUAAUAAAGUGAGUAUGUUCUA
Molecule: messenger RNA, 4162 nt
Organism: Physella acuta
Lineage: Eukaryota; Metazoa; Mollusca; Gastropoda; Physidae
Product: protein Tob1-like
Biological process (GO): regulation of gene expression
Cellular component (GO): nucleus; cytoplasm
Molecular function (GO): transcription corepressor activity
Source: RefSeq, a predicted model, not a curated record